Messenger RNA from Jatropha curcas, 1040 nucleotides. RefSeq names its product StAR lipid transfer-like protein. The record is from RefSeq and is a predicted model, not a curated record. NCBI's taxonomy places the organism in Eukaryota, Viridiplantae, Streptophyta, Magnoliopsida, Malpighiales, Euphorbiaceae.
UAUAAAUUUCAUUCUUCCAUUCUCAAAUUUAAAAAUCACACAAAAUUUAGGAUUUGGGAUUGGUAAGAUAGACAGAAUGAUGGGAGACGUAUCCUUAGAAUCGCCACACCCUCUACAGAAAUUCUCCUUAUUACUCAAAUUCCACUUGAGUAACUCUUCCCUCAACGGCGGCAAAGCUGCCUCAGACAACCACGAUGCAGCCAUUCUUAUGGCGGCGCCAUCAGAGUGUGACAAAGAAUCGCCAAGUAAUUGGAAUUUGAGGCCCAAAAGAGUGACAUGCAAGAAAACUACUGUCAAUGAAUCGGAAAUUGACCCACCAAAAUUAGGGAAAGAGAAAGACAAAUCUACUGUAAUUCGAGAAGCAGACAAGAAGAAGAUGACAAUUCCCAAGUUCUCUAUUUCACUCACGAAAGAGGAGAUUGAAAUGGACUUAUUGACCAUGGUUGGACCCAAGUCGGUUAGGAGACCCAAGAAGAAGAGAAGCAAAAUUGUUCAGAGAGAGCUCGAUUGCGUAUUUCCAGAGUCUGCAAACGAAAAACUAGAAAUUGGGUCUCAAGGCCAGCGGAGGAAGAUGGAGGCGAUCGGAAGCGGGGGUGGUGGCGCAAACGGUGAUGGGACCAAGUGGAGAUGGUGGGCCUUGGCAAGCACUGCCCAGCUCGUUUGGGGCGUGUCAUCGUUUCAAAAAGGUUGCGCCGGUGACGGUAGCCUCAUGCCGUUUAAAGCCUUUGCGGUUGCUUCACUCUUCGUCGGCUCCGCCGCCUCAGCCUCCUUUGCUGCGCUUAAAGCUUCCGGCAUCCACAAGGUAGAGGAUCUUGUGAAGGUGGGAAGAAAUAUGAGGACAGGACUUGGGAUUCCUCCGAGGGUACGAGAGGAAAAAUAACACUCAACUCAGAGCUACAGAGUUUCCUUCACUUGAAGCAGCAUCGACGAUGUUGAAUAAAGCUUAUUUGUUUUAGGUUGAAUGGCGGUGAAUUUUGUAUCAUCUGAAAGAAUAGAUAAUCUAGUUUUAUGGGAUCAUUUUUUUUAAAGUUUUUCUCCAA